CUGAGCUACAACGUGUUGUCACCCUCCUGUGCGGCAGGUGGCAGCACAUUGACGUGUAACCAAGCAGCGGAGGCGAAUAAGCAGCGUACAGUAACAAGCAGUGAAAGGUUAUCUCGUAGUGACCGGGUGGAACACAAACAUGCAGAACUUGGUGGUGCAGUCACUUGCCAUGAGGCAGCUCGGGCGGCUGAACCCCCGCCACCUGCUGGCUGCUGAAUAUGGACUGAGGCAGAGUAGAUGGUGUCCCAGGAGCAUACACACACGCCAGCUGUGGGGCUGCUCGUCAUUCCCCAUGUUUGGCUGUCACAGGCCGACCCCCCACGGCAGAGACUCUCUCAGGAGCUGGUCCGUUCAUCAUCUGAGAUCCAAAAGCAUCAGGAAGAAAGAAACUGCUCCGACAGCACAGAUGGAGGAGGAAGAUGAGGAUGAGAAAGACCCAGAGGACAACGACGAUGAUGAUCAGGUGGAUAUGGACCCAAAUCAACCAAAGGAAUAUAAAGAUAUGGAAAAGUAUGUUAAGUCUUUCCGGUACGAUGGCAUCAUGAAGGCUGGUCUGGACAUGGCAAAUAAAAAGAUUGAAGAUGCCUUUUACAGCAAUAAACUCCGGCUAAACGGGCAGAAACUCAUCAAAAAAAGUAAAAUGGUGAAAGCUGGGGACACGUUAGACAUGGUCCUGUCAGAGAACCAAGCAGGAGACACUGUUACCUUGAUGAGAGUCAUCGUGAGAAGUGUUUUUGAGGAAACCAGUAAAAAAGAAAAGUACAAAGUUGCCAUCAGGCGCUGGAAAUCUAUAGAGCUAUCCAAGGACGAGGCCUUUAAGCCAUGAACUUGAAUGGGACGGGAAGAGACUGUAAUGCCAGCAAGGCUACAACACAGACAUGGUAUGACUGGCAGUUUGAAUGAUCUCCAAGAAGUUGGAUUGAGAAUCAAUAACAGAUGUAUGAUAUAAAGAUGAACAUUUCUCAAUGGUUGUAGACAUUCAGCAGUUGGCUGGGAGAAAUAUUUGGAUUGUUUCCCUUUCCCCACCAUAAACUCUGCGAGUCCAAUAAAUGUGCACUUUGAA
This is a messenger RNA of Platichthys flesus (European flounder), 1063 nucleotides long. It is a transcript of the gene mtres1, whose product is annotated as mitochondrial transcription rescue factor 1. The transcript is spliced from 4 exons. NCBI's taxonomy places the organism in Eukaryota, Metazoa, Chordata, Actinopteri, Pleuronectiformes, Pleuronectidae. The record is from RefSeq and is a predicted model, not a curated record. The coding region runs from base 140 to 826 and encodes 228 amino acids.